AUGGGUCAAGGAUCAUGGCAGCAUUGUUCGCGAUUGGAUAACUAUGUUGCGCACAUAAUGGGGCACUCUGAGACUAGGUGGGAUGAACGAGUGGUUUUACUUGGCAGACCUCCGAUUUUUGUCAUUGACCAGCUUGUGAAGGAUAAUGUAAUACCCAUUUCUGAGUAA
Messenger RNA from Linum tenue, 168 nucleotides. The record is from the annotation of a GenBank genome assembly. NCBI's taxonomy places the organism in Eukaryota, Viridiplantae, Streptophyta, Magnoliopsida, Malpighiales, Linaceae.